UGGUGGUGGCGGCCGCGCGCGCGACUGUCAUGAUUGUCUGUGGUAAUUGCGCACGGAGAAGCAUCAUUGAUGAUCGAUAUACUGUCGUACACUCGCUGCUGCUACUACUCGGCACAGAUUAAAGUCUGGGUGAAGUCCAGGUGACUCCGAACCAACGCAUGUAGAUCACAAUGACGAGCAAGAAAAGUCAUACCCUCCGCAUCGAGUCCGAAAUCGAUCGAAAUCGCGAGGAGGGCAACUGGAAGAAGGUUAUAGAACUGGCUGAACACCUAAAAGUGCAGUACCCCAGCAACGAAUGUCUGGCGAAUUUCUUGUGCGGAGAAGGAAGAUUGGAGAGUUUUUUAGAGCAGACUCCAGCGAUUGACGCCAAUAUCAGCAAGGCACGCAACGGAUUGGUGGAGACACGAAAAUACUUGUUAUUAGCUGCCAAUGAAAAAGAUAAACAGGCUUUGGUUGUAUUGGAUGCUCAUCUGCUACUUGGAAAACUUCAUUAUGCGAUGGGGAUGUAUGAGGAUGCGCUUCAUCAUUAUCAGGAAGCUGAACUAGACACACUCACAGAAAAGCAAUUACCGUGUCGAAGUUUACGUAUUAUAGCAGAAUCGUAUGCGAUCAAAGAGAAAGAAAGAUCGUUUACUUUAGACACAGACAAACAUUUAUCCUGCCGAAGACUGCGCAUUAUAGCAGAAUCAUAUGCGAUUAAAGGUCUCUGUCUGGAGAAGCUGCCACCAAACUCCAAGUCGAAAUACAAGAUUGCGGAAUGGCACGAACAGAUAAUCAAAUGCUACGAGAUCUCCGGCGACUUGACGCUGGUGUAUCUGCAAGAGCAAGAGAAAAUCGCUAUGCAGCAACAAAAUGGUAUCUCCACCAUAAACACAAAUAGUACAAGUACAAGCACCACGCAAUCUCCCGUUUCCGCGAAGCAUAUCGGUCCUAUUUUAGAAACUGCUUUGCAAAGAGCGCCGAUAUUGUAUAUUCAAACCGGCAAUAUACAAGCCGCCGUUAGUCGUUAUAGAGAAAUUUUAUCCGCUGUUGAAUCAACGACUACUCAGAGUCUACGGGUGACGUUGACCAGGCAAUUGGCGGAAGCGUUGCUGCGCGGUAUAAGCGGUGCUGAUUACAAACCACCGGAAGGCCAAACCGACACAACGGCCAUUGCGAGCAAUAGACGGGCGAAUCAUACGGGUGCUAGUUCAUCCGAUUCACCGUGGAAACCGAAAAAAUAUGCUGGACCCAAUAUGUUCGUCCCGAAGAACGAAUACGAGGAAACGAUUCUUCUUCUGUUGAUUAGCGAAGCGAUGGCGGUGAGAGACGCCGUUCUCAGCCAGUCGCCCGAAUUCAAGGAAGCGAGGAUACAUGCAUUUGAAAAUGCUACCGCCGUUUACGACCUGCUGACGGUUGUCGUCGUUCGAUGGAGUCAAGUAGAACUUCUGCAUGAGUCUUUUGAAAGAGCGAUGAAAUUCUCGCACGAGGAGGCGCAUGUAUGGACGCAAUACGCACUGUGUCUGAUAAGCAUGGGAAGAUAUAUGCACGCGUAUCGAGUCCUCAAGGUAGUUGCCAGGCUGUCACCCCAGAAAGUAAUGCCCUGUUUAUUGGCCGCGAGGCUGUGCUAUGAACAGUUGAAUUUGAUCAACGAAGGUGUUGAAUGGAGCCAAAAGGCUCUUCAACGAGAGACAGCCAGUCCGCAAGGAAUGCAAUCCAGGUGUCACCUGUAUAUCGGGAUCGGCCACAGUAUGCUGUCGACGAAUACUAUUGUGAAACAGGACAAAGUGCACCACACAAACACCGCAUUGGACUGCUUUCAGAAGGCCCAACAGUGUGAUCCGAACGACCAUCUGGCGGAGUAUUAUCUGGCCCACGAAUAUGCGAUAAACAGGCAAAUAGCUGACGCCAUUGUGCACGUAAAGAUCGCGUUGAAUUUACGCGCAGAACACAUUCCAUCGUUGCAUUUAUUCGCGUUACUCUUGUCGGCUCACAAGCAAUAUGCGGAGGCGUUGCACGUGAUCAACAGCGUGCUGGAGGAAUACCCGGACAAUCUAAACUUCCUUUACGUGAAGGCGCAUCUCGAAUUGCAAAGUAUCGGCGGUGUCGAGGCGCUGUACACCAUCAGCCACAUGUUGCACCUGUGGAAAAAUCUGUACGAGGAUCAGACGAAUGUUAAUUGUAACGAACAACAGAGCGAGAAGCGCAGCGAGACUAGAAGCGUCUUUCAGCUUUACACGUCGGAAAUGUCCGACAAAGAUUCGAGUUCUUUGCAUGCACAAUCGCUAGCCGCAUCAAGAGUUGAGCAGGCUCUUUCCGAAGUUGCCUCGUCAAUCAGCUCGUUCACACCGAAGCCGGGGCCGCAGAGAGCGUGGCUGUUGCAAUUGCAAAUCUGGCUCCUGCUCACGGAAGUUUUCCUCAUUCUGGACCAACCAAACGGCGCGGUUCUGUCUCUCCAAGAGGCCACCAAUAUCUUUCCGCUGAGCCAUCAUAUUAUGUACACGCGUGGCCUUCUACACGAAUACAAACUGGAGUAUACGGAAGCGAAGCAGUGCUAUCAAAACGCUGUUUCGAUUAAUCCUUCGCACAUAAAGAGUUUACAACACUUGGGACUUGUUUAUCAUUAUUUGGGUAGUCAGAGACUAGCUGAGAAAACCUUGAGGGAUGCUGCGAAGAUCGAUCCGAAUUCCCAUCAGACUUGGUACAACCUGGGAAUGGUAUUGGAAUCGUUGGGCGAAGUGGAGGCUGCCAGCGACUGUAUGGCAACGGCGCUGGAGGUCGAAACCACGAAUCCCAUCUUACCGAUUCUAUCAAUACCGGUGACCUUCGAGUGAUUCGAAUCUCCGAUUUCUUAGGAUAAGAUUCGAUGAAAUGACGGUUUAUCUCACUCCCUUUCCCUCUCUGCAUCUCCGCGGGCAUUUCCCUCGCCUUUCCGUCAAUAGUACCUGGACACGUUGUACUAUUGUAUAAACUUAUUGUUGAAAGAAAAAGAGGAUACUUUAACUGUACAAAUAGUUACAAUGGAUGUAAUAAAUUCGAAUAAAAUCUGAUCUCCGAGGAGGUCUCUCGAAUGUUCACAGAGCUGUUAGCGACGUGAUGUAAGUAUUUCGUAGAAAAAUCUCUCGUUUAAUCAAUCCAUCGUGACUUCAAUUUAUAAAUAUUUAUCGCGACAGCGGUUGCAUGUUUGUGCGGCAUUCUGGAUAUGGUAAAAUCUGAAACGUUCGCAUUCGGCACGAACCGAGCGCGUGUUACAAUUUCGAAUUUACAUAUUCCUAUACAAAGAGUCUGAAAAAAGAACGUCUGAAGGAUAUCUGAUAGAUUCUUUUAUGGUUACGUCGAUCAGCGUAAUCUUUAUCUCAGAUAUCCCGAUAUUAUUUCAAUUAUUGUGUAUCUAUUGUCAUUGUUUUGAUUUAUCGCAAUAAAGAUG
Messenger RNA from Linepithema humile (Argentine ant), 3406 nucleotides. It is a transcript of the gene Ttc7, whose product is annotated as tetratricopeptide repeat domain 7. The record is from RefSeq and is a predicted model, not a curated record. Gene Ontology annotation, cellular component: plasma membrane. Gene Ontology annotation, biological process: protein localization to plasma membrane; phosphatidylinositol phosphate biosynthetic process. NCBI's taxonomy places the organism in Eukaryota, Metazoa, Arthropoda, Insecta, Hymenoptera, Formicidae. Gene Ontology annotation, molecular function: protein binding.